Molecule: messenger RNA, 1576 nt
Organism: Gossypium arboreum
Lineage: Eukaryota; Viridiplantae; Streptophyta; Magnoliopsida; Malvales; Malvaceae
Product: ammonium transporter 2 member 3-like
Exons: 3
Coding region: 1-1419 (472 amino acids)
Biological process (GO): ammonium transmembrane transport
Cellular component (GO): plasma membrane
Molecular function (GO): ammonium channel activity
Source: RefSeq, a predicted model, not a curated record
AUGAGCUUCGAGGGCUAUCAGUCAUGGUCUCUCCCUUCAGGUCUUGUUCCUGAUGAAGCAUCACCUGAAUGGCUUAGCAAAGGAGACAAUGCAUGGGAACUGACAGCAACGUCCUUUGUUGGCCUGCAAAGCGUUCCAGGGCUAGUGAUGCUGUAUGGGAGCAUGGUGAAGAAGAAAUGGGCUGUCAACUCAGCUUUCAUGGCCCUCUACGCCUUUGCCGCUGCUCUACUUUGCUGGGUUUUAUGGGCACAUCAGAUGUCUUUCGGAUACUAUAAAAACAGCCCAUUGGUUGGAAAGCCCGUUAAUUCACUGUCCAACGUAUUUCUUCUGGGACCAACGCAUGUUCAUUCUAUGCUGCCAAAUGCUGAUUAUGUAUUUUACCAGUUCGCUUUUGCUGCCAUCACAGUGAUUUUGCUGGCUGGAUCAUUGCUUGGGAGGAUGAACUUCUACGCUUGGAUGAUAUUUGUUCCUUUGUGGUUAACCUUUUCAUAUAGCGUAGGGGCAUUCACCAUAUGGGGAUAUGGAUUUCUUCAACACAAAAUCAUUGAUUAUGCGGGUGGAUAUGUCAUCCAUCUUUCUUCUGGGGUGGCUGGUUUUACUGCCGCAUAUUGGGUGGGACCUAGACAUUCGCAUGACAGACAGCACUUUCCACCCAACAACAUAAUUCAGAUUUUAGGAGGUGCUGGAUUUCUGUGGUUGGGAUGGACUGGCUUCAAUGGAGGAUCUCCACUUUCAGCAGGGCUGGUCACAUCUUUAGCCGUAAUAAACACACAUAUCUGCACCGCCACCAGCCUCUUGGUCUGGCUUGCUUUAGACAUGGUUGUGUACAAGAAGAGCUCGGUCAUCGGUGCAGUCCAGGGGAUGAUCACGGGACUUGUUUGCAUCACUCCUGGUGCAGGGCUUGUGGAUCCAUGGGCAGCGGCCUUAAUGGGUGUGAUGUCGGGAUCAAUUCCAUGGUACACAAUGAUGAUUUUGCACAGAAAAUCAGCCUUCUUCCAAAGUGUGGACGAUACAUUAGGGGUGUUCCAUACACAUGCAGUGGCUGGUGUUUUAGGAGGACUCCUUUCCGGUCUCUUUGCAAAACCCAAGCUUCUGAACUUGAUGUAUGGAAAUGACGUAUAUGGUCCAGGCUUACUCCACAGCGGGGGACAUAUCCACCCGGGCCUCAAACAAAUGGCUUAUCAGUUUGUAGGUGCCAUAUUCAUCGCUGCAUGGAAUGCUGUUGUUACUAGCAUCAUUUGCCUUGUUAUAAGCCGCAUUGUUAAUUUAAGAAUGGAUGAAGAGGAUCUUGAGGUAGGGGAUGAUGCGGUGCAUGGAGAGGAAGCUUAUGCACUGUGGGGAGAUGGUGAACGGAUGCCAAAACCUCGCCGUCUCUGUAUACCGCUUAUUUGCCGUCGUUUAAUGCCAACCCCUGUUUAAUAAAUUUGAGAUUAAUGCUGCAUGCAGUGCUUUUGGAUUAUUGUGAUUUUCGGAAUAUAUAUUAUAUAUCCCAUGACCAUUGUUACAUGCUUAUAUUAAUCUACUGGUAAACUAUCUGUAAUUUCAAAGCAUUUUGAAAUACUAUUAUCUGCUGCGA